UUACUGCUGCUUGUGGGGAGGAGGAGGGGAUUGCUAGUCUGUGGUGUUUAUACUUUGUGUACGAAAUUUGGAGGAUUGGAGGAGUAACAAAGCCAGGCUUUAAAGAUUUGCAAUAAAGCUUGGCUUUGAUUUAGACCUUUGGUAGAAAAGGUGUGGAGCUUGUGUCCACAAGGCAUGUCCUGGAUAAAUUUGCUGUCUGUGUUGGGAAUGGAGUUUUGUGUAGUUAGUUCUACAUGUCUGAAUAAAAGAGCUGAUUUUGAAUAUUUUAUCUAAAAUUCUGAUCAUAAGUAGAUUGACUUAUUCCAUAAAUGGAGUUGCUCUUACAUUAACUUUGCUAUCUUUGAAAGACCAAGGUUCAAACUUCCAACAGUUUCAGUAAGCAAAAUUAUGAAUCUUUUUAUAUAGAUACAGCUAUAAAUAGGUGACUAAUUGCUUCAGGAUUUUCUCCGGCUUUUCAAAUCUCCUGUCUGCUGUUUCUGGAUGCCUUUACCCUACUGUGUGAUUUUAAACAUGACAACCUAUCAUGUUAUAAACUGUGGUGAGCUGAUCUUGAGUUGAUUCUUUCUCUUAAGAUUUACCUAAGCAGUUCUUCACAUGGGGUUAAGCUGCUUGCUCAGGGUAGGAGCUUGGAAGCAAAGUGAAGAGGCAUUUUUUUCCUGCAUGCACUUUUCUGUGUGUUUCUUUUAAUUUUCUGCUUUUGUACCCAUUGAUUUUUUUGAUCUUGGAUUAAACUGAAAGCCAGUAAGAUGCGCGUGUUGUGAUGCUAAUGUAUUUUUGUACACUUUAUCUGUCAAAAUACUGCAAGUAGUUGAUAGAAUUUUUGUUUUCAGAAGAGCUUUUGUUGCAUGCUGCUGGUCUGAGUUGCUAUGAUGUUGUGAUUUGGUGUGCUGCUCCUACCUUGCUCUUGAGGUUAAUUCAGACUCCUUCCAUGUGUUUGUUUCUUUCACGCCUGCCUUUGUGCUUGCUGCGGAUCUUUGGAAAUGUCUUUUAAAAAUUAGGUGCUUGCCGUGUGGAAGGACUCCCUUGCGUAACUCAAUUCUUCUAUUCUUAUUGCCUUUUUUUCGUCUUAGUUUUUCUGGAAACGGUAUUAAAGGAAUUCCAUUUUCUUGGCUUACACUUGUUACCUCCUGUUCUGCUUGAAAUGCUUGGGAAAGAACCUAUUUAUUCAUCUGCUAGAGAGGUAUUUCAAUGAGGGAAGAAGGUUGAGCAAGCAUUGCAGUAGUUUAGGCAGCUACAGAUCCUUGGAGAAGCUCUCUGAUGGGAAUGAUUCAAGCCCAGAAUGAACAAAUGCAUAGCAACAGUGUUUAUUUUAUUUUGAUAUUCAAGACGGCCAAGGGUUGCAUGAGUGUUUGCAAUGUACUUGCCAUGUGUUGACAGUAUCUAGGAACAGAUGAAAAACUACAUUGAGACUGCAUAUUCUAGCCCAGGACUGGUGAACCACCACCGCUCAGAGUCAACACUAUGCAGGCAUGCAAAUCUCGGUAAGAGCUCUGCACGGAGGGGAUUUACAGAAGAAAUAAUGAAAACAUAAACUGUAUAUGGUCCAGACAAGUCUAAUGUGUCUUAACUCUGCUGUUAGUAUUGUUAAGUCAUGGUCAGGCUGAAGGUGUUGAAGGAGUCGAAUGAAUCUCAAGCCCCAUUGAUACUAGUUCUGCUCUUGAAUAAGAGAAGACUGAGUUCGGAUGGUCAGUCUUUUCACAGAGUCGUUCCUUUAUGGCUGGCCUUAACCAGGUCUUUCUGGUCAGUUUGCUUUUUGCUGGGUUAAUUUUUAAAACGUAAGCUUUUCGUUACGUUGAUAAUGCAACUGAGUGAACUUGAUCGUUCCACCUGCUCUUUGCCCAGUUGCAACUGAGUGAUUAACAUUUUAAGCCAACAAUCUACACUUCCAAUCUGAACUGUUGCUAUGUUUGUACGUCAGAGAUUGCCCUCCAUUGACUUGGGAAUGCGAUGAGGAAGAACAAUCUCUUAGGUCCACUGAAUCUAAAAUUAACUUUGCACCCAGGUAGCUGGAUUUGUGUGUUCGAAGAAAAAAAAUACUUAGAUCAGACAAUAAAGUGUUUUCUAAAUUUAAAGGCCUGACUUUUCUUUGUUGUCCUGUGAGACAGGAGCAACAGCACUAACUUAGGACUUGCAGAGCUGGGCUUUGGAUCCUACUGCUGUGUGGAGCUGCAAUGUGACGUUAGAUCCUGCACCUUGGUGGAACAGGGUUUAGGGCAUCGGUUUGUGGGGUUGUCGAGAAGUUAGUAUGGCUUUUGGGCUCUUGACUUACAAGUGGUUCAAAUACGGCUCUCCUAGAGUAGGAAUAUAGUGUGACUGGUGGUGGAACUUUUUGGUGCAAGCACUACUAGUUCAUCUGUUUCCAGCUGUGGAGGGAAGCAAAAUAACCAGGUGGUACAGAAGCACAAGUCAAAGUGGGAUGGGGUACAGCAAGUUCACUGUCUGGCAAAACUAUACCCUUGCACCAGAACUAUGUUGUCAUAAUAUGCACUAAAUGUGCUGGUAGAUCAAAAGUAGCUGCUGGUGAGGCUGUAGCUUGAAACACGGCCCGUGAGGAUGUUGUCACCCUUCUCAGAUGUGCACCAGGAAUAUGCCCUGUUGCCCUAGUACCAGAAAUUGCCCUUGCAAAAUGAACCAGCUUCCUCCGAAGAGUCCUUUGGCAUCCCCGGUGUCAGAGGCCAUGAAUUCCAGGGUAGAGUCUUCAGACAGCUUGUCAAUGGACAGUUUUUGGCUGGAAGUAGAGAACAUUAAACAGAGCGUUGAAGCUGAGCAAGAGGAAUGCAGCCUUGCAGAUGUCAAAACACAAGAGGAAGGAGAAGCUGAAGCCGAGUGGCUCCAGGAUGCCGGUCUGUCUGACCUCCUUGGGGACCGUGCCUCCGACAACGAGAACAUCGUGCUGCUCUCCACCCUGACCAAGACCCAGGCUGCUGCGGUGCAGCGGCGCCUGGACACCUACUCCCGCUCACGGAGGAGGAAGAACAAGCAUCCCGUGCGUGAUGUCCGAGACAUUUUUGGAGUUGUCAGCUCUGAGGAGACAGCAGCAGAGAAAGAGGAGUCCAGCCCAGAUCAGUUGUGGCACAAUCUACGGACCUCAAAUGUACACAAAUCAGAAACCCAGGAUUACUCCUGCACGGUUCGAACCCCUGGAAAAGAAGAGGUGUUCAACAUGGAUGUCGCCUACUCAGAGCAAGCAGCUGUUCUGCUCAAGGGAUCGUUCCUAUCUGAAUCCAGGAGGUUAAGGGAUGGAAAUGCACUAACUAAAUUUAAGAUUCCCAAGGGCAGACUAGGAGUGACCAGGAUUGGAGAUUUGUCUGCUCAGGACAUGAAGAAGAUCCCCACACUGGCCCUUAUUGAACUAACAGCUCUCUGUGAUGUUCUGGGCUUUGAGCUGAAGAGAAACAAGGCCGCAAAACUGAAAACAACAGAGAAACGACUCUUUGGAGUUCCACUCAACACCUUGUUGGCAAACGACCAAAAACUGCUCCCCAACACCAAGGUCCCUCUGCUACUCCAGGCACUGCUUUCCUGCUUGGAAAAGAGAGGACUUGAAACAGAGGGCAUUUUGAGAGUUUCUGGGUCCCAGACCAGAAUCAAGAGUCUGGAACAGAAGCUAGAAAAAGACUUCUACACUGGCCUUUUCCGCUGGGAUGAAGUCCACCAGAAUGAUGUAUCUGGGCUACUGAAAAGAUUCAUCAGAGAGCUGCCGGCACCGCUGCUGACAGCAGAGUACCUGCCUGCUUUUGCUGCUGUACAAAAUAUUCCAGACCUGAAGCAAAGAUUGCAAGCUCUAAACCUCCUGAUCCUGAUUCUGCCAGAGCCCAACAGAAACACCCUGAAGGCUCUACUUGAAUUUCUCAGCAAAGUGGUUUCCAGGGAGAACAACAACAAAAUGAACCUCUGGAACGUCUCCACAGUCAUGGCCCCAAACCUCUUCAUGCACAAGGGGCUGCCAAACAAGAUCCCUGAGGGGAAGGAGAAGCAGCUGGCAGAGGGGGCGGCUGACGUUGUGCGGAUGAUGAUCCAUUACCAGGAUUUGCUCUGGACAGUCUCCUCUUUCCUGGUAGCUCAAGUGAGAAAGCUGAAUGAGACCAAUAGCAAAAGGUACCAGUUUUGCGACAAACGAAUUAAAAAUUUGCUGCGUAAGAUUCAUGCUGAUAAAGACAAGGUGGAAAAGAACCAGGCAGAGCCUUCCAAGAUCGUGAAAGUCCAUGCUUCGCUUCUCCUGAAGGACUCGCUAGAGGUGCAUUUGAACAACGCAACCAGAGUUGCUGAUGUCUUGAGGCAGUUUCAAAAGAACCUGUGCCAGAAUGGUUGGAAUAUUGUCAACACUGUCAACCUCCUCAAGUGUAACAACUCAAUGGAGAGCACAAGCUUCCUCCUGUAUGAAGUAGGAGGCAAUAUUGGUGAACGUUGCCUGGACCCAGACACUUACCUCUUAGACUUGUACCACAUCAAUCCCCAUGCUGAGUGGAUAAUUAAGCAAAACCCAUCUUAUCCUCGGAUGUUCUAAGGGAAGCAUGAACAAAAUGAAACAUUUGGUUGAAGUUUUUGGAAAGCAUGGAAAAGCUAUUGAGCCGUUCCUGGUGUAGUUGCAGACUGGACAACGCUUGUGUCUUUGAAGGAAAACCAGUUUUAUUUGCUACUUCCAUGACAGCUGGCUGUGAGCGUACAGUAGCCAACAUGCUAACAGGGGCAUUGAUAACAAGCAGCAAUUUUCAUGAUGUAGCAGAAUUUGUGUGUGGGGGUGCUUAUUCUUAAACAAAAUAGCCGCCCUGAAACAAACCCUGCAAACAAAGCUACGGUGAUUGUGCAGCAAAGAUGGAACGUAAGAGGAGAAGCGCCUUGAAAAUGUAGAAGACAUCUGUAUCUUCUGGAUUUGCUCUUUCUUUUGAUCACAUCCAUGUUGUGGAGGAGAGACAGUCAAAUGCUGCAGUGGUACUGGUGACAUCCCUUUGGUAAGAUCCACUAUUGACUGUUGGACAUUGCCAGAAGAAGUUGUGAUCCUGGGUUUCACUACGAUACUCUCACAUUCUUUGAAGAAUGCGAAAGGACGCUUCCAAAAAGGCCAGAUGGGAUGUGAAGCCAACAUCCUAUAUUUAGUGACUAUAGCUAAAUACAUAUAUGCAACACAAGUAAAUAACAUUCCUUGGAAAAAACUGUGGAAUGGUUAGCAGCCUUUCAAAUGUACAGUUCGAUGGGAGAGAUGCCAGUCCCAUACAGCUCUGCUGGUAAUGCAAAACAAAUGUACAGGUUGCCAUUGAUGAUGGAAAAGCAUGGGUUUAUUUUGCUGGACAACGUAUAUGUCAAGAGGUAACCAAGGAAAUAUUCUGAAGUUAAUCUGAGGUUAGUAAUCUGACCUGGCCAUGUGAACUAAACUUCUUUUUGGAAGACUCUGUGUGAACAUGUCUGUUCAAAACCAAAACCAGCCCCAGGAUGUGCAGUGGCUGAACCAAGAACUCUGCCUGGACCUGGUCGCACAGUGGGUACCGAACUGAGCCUUCAUUGCCUUGGCUGCACGUUUUUAUCCCACUCAGCACAGUGUGAUCACUGUGUCUGGAGAGAGGAGGGCAGAGCACGACACUUGCACCUCACAUCACUGCGUACUUGGCAUACAACCUCAGCUCAAGUUAGUCUGUACUCAUGGAAGAGGAGUGCGGAAGUAUUUUAUUUCCCUUCCAGUGAUGCUGUAAUACCUCAUGUGAGGGAACCUACUAUGCAGUUACAGGGGGUGGAACAUGCACCACUUCUGAAAAUCCAGAUGUCUUUUUUUACAUAGUUUUUAAAUACUGUUGGAUAUUUAUUCAUGUGGCAGAAGCAGGGCUGCCCUGCAGGUGUGUACUCAAAGUGUUUAAUUUGCCGAGUCCUAACUGUACUAGUGACAAUCUCCAGUAUUAUACCUUUUGUUUAACUGAAUUUAUUCCAUUGCAGUCUGAACUUUCCCUCCUUUUUCCUUUUUUUUCCCCCAGCUUGAUAUGUAGCUCUCCCUAUUCAUUAUCUCCGUGUCCUAAUUUCUAUGUAAGGGCACUUCACUUUGUGGUUUGUCUGUCUAUGUGCUUAACUCUCUUUGUGGUUGAGAUCCUUGAGGAACAGGUGAGCCAUAGUUCAUGUUCCUCCUGACCUCUUGUGAACACAACACUGUGUGAGUGGUGCUGAUGGCUUGAAGUGAUGCAGAUGCACGGACUAGUGGGGCCAUGUUCAUAACUGUCUUUUAAAGAACCUGUAAUAGAAACUUGCAGAAAACCCACCUCCCAAGCCUUGCCAGAACCCCAACAUCAAGACUUGUUGAAUUGCCUCUUUUUUAUAGGGCUUAAAAUGGGUGUAAAACAACCCGAUUCUUGUCCUUGAGGAUGGGUGAUUUGUGUCUCUUGGGAGAUCGAGCUGCUUUAAAAUCGGGCAUUAAAAAUCAAUGGUACCUAUUCACUCAUCACUUCUGGAAGUCUUUGUUGCAGUGAUGGAGCUUGGCAAAGAUAAAUGCCAGAGAUGCUAUACUCUAAGAAAUAUCUGAUACAUAAAGGUAUUGGUGGGAGAGAGAGAAGAACCUGUUCCUGCUCAAAGAUGCUUAGAAAGCUGAACUGCAUCCCUACAAAUCACAUAACAAUGCAUUUUUUUUUCCACCCCUCAUAUGCUGGAUGUUUUAUUAAACAUUCCAGCUUCCAUACAUAUGAGGGGGAAAUGCUACAUCGCUGCUUCCGUAAACAAGAAAUGAGUGGGGUUUUUUUGAACACCAAGCAGUGUGAACCAGUGCUGUGGAAAACAAGGUUGGUGGGAGAUUCUCAUGAAACAAAUAUCAGUUCUCAAAUAUGAAAUGUAAAAAGAAAAAAAUCAUCUAUUUCCAGACGAUGGAUAUGCUUUUCUAUUUUUCUUUCCUAACUUUGUACCAAAAAGUAUGUAUGAAAUUUUCAGUCACUGACGUGCAACCUGCUUUUGAAUGCUGGCUUUUAAUAACUUUUUAGGGUUUUUUCAAAUUUUUGAUUCUGUAUUUAAAAUUCAUUUAUUCAAUGAAACAAUAAAAAUAUAGUAAAAAUC
This is a messenger RNA of Columba livia (rock pigeon), 7023 nucleotides long. It is a transcript of the gene ARHGAP40, whose product is annotated as Rho GTPase activating protein 40. The transcript has 15 exons. Gene Ontology annotation, molecular function: GTPase activator activity. The coding region runs from base 2573 to 4507 and encodes 644 amino acids. Gene Ontology annotation, biological process: regulation of actin filament polymerization; regulation of small GTPase mediated signal transduction; signal transduction. The record is from RefSeq and is a predicted model, not a curated record. NCBI's taxonomy places the organism in Eukaryota, Metazoa, Chordata, Aves, Columbiformes, Columbidae. Gene Ontology annotation, cellular component: cytoplasm.